AUGCUUAAUUUGAGACCCUUGAAGUUGAACCCCCCAGCCUAUAACAACAGCUUUUCAAUCAAUGAUGCUGGAGUGUUGGAAGUCAAGACCUCAAUUGACAGAGAAAUAUGUCCAAACCUUGUGGUGGGCAUUCAGGCAGCUCAGCAAGACAAGUUCUUCAAAACAGCCGAUGCUGUAGUUCUGGUUACCAUUGGAGAUGAGAAUGACAAUGUUCCAGUACUGUCACAAGCAACUUACAAUGUCUCACUUCUGGAAAACUUCCCAAAUGGGAUGGAAGUUCUUCAAGUAACAGCUACUGACCAAGAUGAGGGAGGCUUCCAGGGAACGCUCAGUCUCACUCCAGAGGACAGUCCCUUCCAGCUGAGUCCAGCUGGGAUCCUGACUGUGAGGAACUCCACGCUGCUGGACAGGGAGAGAGUACCCUCUAUUCACCUGCAGGUCACUGCCAGAGAUCAUUUGCCACCUUAUGAAGCGGUGAACUCUUCCAUCAACAUAGUGCUGCUGGAUGAAAAUGACAACAGCCCAACCUUUACAGGCACACCAUAUAGACAAGAUAUUUUCCUCAACAUGACUGCAGGAAUGGACAUCCUUCAGGUCACUGCCACUGAUCCGGAUGAUGGUAUAAAUGGAGAGAUAAGCUUCAUCUUAGCUGGUGGCAAUGAAGAUGGACACUUUGAACUGGAUACAUCCACAGGACAAAUCAGUUUAAAAACCGUAAUCCCAUUAGGAAUCAACCAGCUUAGGAAGUUUGUCUUGUGGAUAACAGCUACUGAUGGUGGGACUGUUCCAAGAAGUUCAUCAGUGCCAGUAGAAAUCUUUGCAGUUGGAGAUUCCAGACCACAGUUUAUUCAGAAAGCAUACAAUGUGUCUGUAGAAGAAGAGCUGAUUGCUCCUGUUGAAGUAGCACAAGUAGAGUAUGAGGCUUUAAAUCCCCAUAUACCAGUUGAGUUUCGGGUGCUGACGGAAUCGGCUCCAUUUGCCAUCGAUGACAAGGGAGUCAUCUCAACAAAUACCACACUGGACUACGAAUCCCAGAAAAACUACACUCUCAAUAUUUCCUUGUCAGAUGGAAGCACUGCUGACUAUGCCACAGUGUUUAUCAGAGUCACAGACAUCAAUGACAACAGUCCUGUGUUUGGUACCACCAACACCACCAUUGCCCUCGCGGAGAACAUGCCGGCAGGAACCAACGUCACCAGCGUGUCAGCCACGGACAUGGAUGAGGGCUUUAAUGGAUUCGUGGUUUACACUCUGAAGGGUGGAGAAGGAAAAAUGGAUAUUGACAGUUCAGGAUACAUUUUGCUGCAAAAGGUGCUGGACAGAGAAGAACAAGGCUUCUAUAACUUAACUGUGAUUGCCAGUGACCAAGGCCAACCUGCACAAUCUACAGCGCUCGACCUGACCAUCAUCAUCGAUGACGUGAAUGACAACGACCCGGUGUUCUCAUCGAGCAGGUAUGAGGUGAAGGUCCCUGAAGACCAGGAGCUGGGCAGUGCCCUGCUGACACUGUCUGCCACUGACGAGGAUGCUGGGCCCAACGCCCUCGUGACGUACCGAAUCACUGACCAGAGACCUCAAACCUCCUCCCCGGUGUUCCUUGUCAACUCAAGCACGGGCCAGCUCAGCCUGGGCCAGCAGCUGGAUUAUGAAACCAUAAAUGAAUUUGAAGUGAAAGUGGAGGCAGCAGAUGGAGGUCAGCCAGCUCGGAGCACUGAAACACGGGUAGUUGUUUGUGUACAAGAUGUCAAUGAUAACCCACCAGAAUUCAGUCAGGCAGUUUAUGAUGUAUUUGUGUUUGAAAACCAUCGGAAGGGGAGUCCUGUCUACACAUUCAGUGUUGCUGACAAGGACGAGGCUGGCUUUUCUCAGGGAUACUUCAUUCUCAACAGCACUUCAUUUACUGUGGAUGUCCCUGGAACACUUUCAUUAAGGAAUGACACAGAAUUGGACAGGGAGACUACAUCUGGAUUCACUUUACAAGUAUGGGCAGUUGAUAAUGUAAUAAAUGGGCUUAAUUCAAGUGCCCUGUUCCACAUCACUGUUCUGGAUGUCAAUGAUAACAACCCUGAGUUUCAGAAUCAGCCAUACAGUUUCGAGGUUCUGGAAGGGGAAUACAUGUUGAAUAAUUCCACUAGAGUUGGACAUGUGACUGCUACUGAUUUGGAUGAGGGAGAGAAUGCACGAAUUACUUACUACUUGGCACCUGAGGAUGGAGAUAAUCCAUACAGCAUCCAGGAGGAUGGAACCAUUUUGGUUACUGGCUCUGUAGACAGAGAGAGUAAAGAGAAGUAUGAGCUGCUCCUGGUGGCAUCUGAUAACGGAGUGCCUCUGAGGCAGAACUUCACACAUGUCAGCAUCCAAGUGUUAGAUGUGAAUGACAACCCUCCCCAGUUCACAAGGGCACAGUACUCAGCCAGCAUCCAUGUGGCAGCAGCAAAGGAAGGAGAGUUUGUCCUGUCAGUGUCUGCCACUGACCUCGACCUUGGGAACAACGCCGUCAUUUCGUACAGCCUCAUGACCCAUUCUGAUGAUUUCCAUAUAAAUAAUGGCACUGGAGAAAUCACCCUCAGCAGUACCCUGGACCACAUCACAGCCGACACGAUUGUUACACUGACAGUUGUUGCCACUGAUCAUGGAGUUCCUCAGCUCAGCUCAAAUGCCUCUGUUACUCUCUACUUGCUGGUAAAUGACACCAGCUUUGGACUGACUUUUGAGAGCUCCAGCUACGAGUUCAGCCUUGAGGAAAACAAAGCCCCAGGGACGGCAGUGGGCUCUGUGAAGGCUCUGACUGGAAGCAUAGCUGUGCAGGUUGGGUACUCCCUGAAAUCCCACUGGGACAGGUUCUCCAUCGGCGACCAAGGAGACAUCGUGGCCCUUGUCCAGCUGGAUCGGGAAGAAGGAGACCUGUACAGCAUCCUCGUAGAAGCUGUGGAUUCUCUGGUGCCACCCAACACAGCUGUUGCUUUGGUUACUGUGAGGGUUGAAGACAUCAAUGACAACCCUCCAGUUUUCUCUGCGUGGAUCCAAACUCAUUUAUCAGCUCCUGAGAAUGCAGCUGGUCUAGACCUGGGCACAUUUUCUGCUACUGAUCUGGAUAUAGGAGAUAAUGCACUUAUCAGCUACUCUCUGCAAGAUGAUUUUGCUGGAACAUUCCAUAUGAACAGUUCUACGGGCAAGCUGAUGACAAAGAAGUCCUUAGACAGGGAAGUGAUGGACAGUUAUGAAUUGAAAAUAAUGGCCACUGAUUCUGGCAAGCCACCACAAUCUGCAAGCUUAGUUCUGAGCAUCGCUGUGGAAGAUGAGAAUGACAACCCACCAGUGUUCCCCCAAACGUCCUACUCCGUGACUGUGAGGGAGAAUGAGCCUCCGCAUGUGAUUUUGAGUGCAGUAGCCACAGAUGCAGAUCUAGGGUACAAUGCCAUCAUUCAUUACACCAUAACUGGAGAGACAACUUCAUUUCAUGUUGGAGAACUUUCUGGAGAUAUUGUAACCCUUCAACCUCUGGACUAUGAAAGUCAUUCCCAGUAUAUGUUUGUUCUGAGAGCUUUCAAUCCUGGAGAGCCACAUCUCCAGGACACAGCAAACAUUACAGUUACUGUGGAAGAUGUCAAUGAAGAAGGACCCGUGUUUGACCAGUCCUCAUAUUACAAGAUCCUCCCAGACAAUUCUACAGCUGGCACACUGGUAGUGGACAUCAAUGCAAGAGAUGAAGGCAAGGGUUAUGAUGAAGGCAUUUUCUACAAUAUUUCAGAUGGAAACUCAGAAGGCCUCUUUAGUCUUUCCAGUACUACAGGAGAACUCAGGUUAACAAGAGACUUAUCCAAACAAACUGCUCCCCUGUAUUACUCCUUGAAUGUCACCGCUACAGAUUCGGGUCUGCCACCUCUUUCAACUUCUGUAAAGGUGUCAGUCAUGGUUUCUCCCAUGGAUGUGUCCUUCCCAGUGUUCCUGGAAGAAGCCUAUCACCCUGCCCCUCUGUCAGAGAAGACCCCUGCAGAUACGUUUGUUGUAGAGAUCAGUGCCUUGUACAGGCUCCCUGUGAACUACAGCAUCGCCUCUGGAGAUGAGCAGGGAUAUUUCAUUAUCCAUUCAUCCAAUGGUAUCGUAAGAACAAGUAAGAAUCUAGAGCUGGAAGAUUUCCCAGUCAAUUUCAAGGUACGAGCAACAGACUCAUCUAAUGCUGCCAUAUUUAGUGAAGUUGGAGUGAAGGUGGAAGCUAUCGAUGAAAACGAUUUCCCGCCGGUUUUCCCAUCCUCUCUACUAGAAGAGAGCUUGCCAGAGCAUGCCCCUGCUACUGAGAUUGUGCAGCUGAAAGCUCAGGACAAUGACACAGGUAGAAAUGGUCUCCUGACAUACGGCAUUCUCAAUGGACACGGACUAAAAUUCAGGAUAAAUGCAACAACUGGAAUCCUUUAUUCCACGGCCCCCUUUGAUUAUGAAGAGGAACCCACAGAGUAUCAGGUUGUGGUGUAUGCUGAAGACAAUGGAAUCCCUGAGAAGAAGAGGGGUUACUGCACAGUUGUGAUAAAGAUCACUGAUGUUAAUGACUGGCCACCUGUGUUUGAUCCAGUGCCUGACUUCAGUGUCCAUGAAAACGUGCCCGUGGGAUUCAUAGUUGGAAAAAUCACAGCGUCAGACAGAGACAUGGGAGACAAUGCCUUUGUUCGGUAUAACCUCACAGGUGAAGGAGAAAAUAUAUUUGAAAUAGAUGAAAUACAGGGCAUCAUUAAGAUAAGGAACUCUCCAGACUAUGAAACCAUGAAUAAAUACAACCCUACAGUGACUGCAGUCAACAAUAAAUCUGCCCCUUUCUACCAGGCAGCCACCCAUGUCAGAGUUGCAGUGAUUGAUGUGAAUGAUAAUGCCCCAGUGUUUGCCCAGAGCUCCUAUUCCACUUCCAUAAACAUGGUGAAUCCCGUGGGCACUCCUGUCCUCACCGUGAGCGCCGCCGACUGCGACCAGGGGCAAAACGGCCUAAUUGAGUAUUCCAUCCUCCCGGAUCGCACUGUGAGCCCGUUCUUCCUGAUAGAGGAUUUGAGCGAGGGGAAGAUAAUUACAACUGGAAACCUGUCUAGACCUGGAGAGAUGCAUUUAACAGUGAUGGCAAAGGACAAAGGUUCUCCUCCUUUAAAUGGCACUGCUGUGGUAACUCUGAGUGUGUUUGACAACCGUCCAUUCGUUCCUCGCUUCAACACAAGUGAGAUCAGCAUUUCUGUUUCGGAAAACACUGGAGUGGAUUAUUUAAUUUAUGAUUUUGCUGUGGUUGAAGCUUCAGGAAAACCAAUUGAUUACGCUGUUGUAUCUGGCAAUGAAAGAGGUCACUUUAGACUGGAUCCUGAAAGCGGUGAGCUGAGAACAGCAGUUAAUUUGGACUAUGAGGAAGUUUCUCAGUAUGUGAUUUUAAUUCAAGCAACCCAAAAGGUCUCCUCUGCUGCAGAAGUCCAGCAUUCAGGCCUGUUUGCUGAGAACGUGGCCAUGCUGACGAUCUCUGUGCAGGAUGUGAACGAAGAGCCCGUGUUUUCCAGCAAUUCCUACUCUGCCCGCAUUCCCAGCUCAGUGCCCUACAAAUACUCUGUCAUCACAGUCCAGGCCACAGAUCCAGACUCAGGAGCCAAUGGACUUCUGCUGUACAGCUUAGUGAGAGGUCAAACCAACGAGUUCGACAUCAAUGAACACACGGGGCAGAUUUUCACAGUUUCUGUGGCAGGAAAGGCUGGAACUUUCAAUCUGGAAGUCCAAGCUGCAGACCAAGGCACAAGAAGACUCACAGCCCGGACAACAGUCAGCGUAACUGUUGAUUCCAGUUCCAGGAGCAACAUUGUGAUGCUGGUGCUUAAUCAGAAGAUCAAUGUUGUGGAAAGAAACAGUGCUGAAGUACAAAGGGUCCUGGAAGAUAAACUCAGAUGGAAUGUGUAUGUGGUUGAUAUUUAUUCCAAGGAGUUUGAGGGAAAAGCAAGGAGCAGCACUGAUGAAACCCAAGUAUGCAUCAUUGCUUUUGAUGAGGCCCACCAGGAAGUACCUGCAGAAGAUGUGAGAAGAAAGCUGAGGGAGCAGAAGGCUGACAUUGAGCUGGGGCUGGAGCAGGUGUUCUCAGCACCUGUCAGCGCUGCCAUCGCGGAGGCUCCCGCUGCCCCGGCGUCCCCGGCGCUCGUGGCCGCCGUCGUGCUCGGGGUGCUGCUGGCCGGCACCUCCGUCGCCUUCCUGGUCUAUGUCCUGCUGGACCGGAAAAGGAAAAGAAAGUAUGGGAAACAGGAUUUGGUCAAGAAAGUUGAAAUUAUGGAGGGCUUUGAUAACCCGUGGGCAGCUGACAAAAAUGGAAGUCUGAAAAGCUUAGAGAAACCAGAGUACAUGAAUAAUGGGAGAACUGAGAUGAUGUCAUUUGACAACCUGGAAGGCACCAGAGGAGAUGAUGCUGAAAAAGAUGAAAUUCAGGGCCCUGAAAAAGACAAUUACCUGGAGACAAUGUUGCUGCAUUACAAGGGUAAAAGUGAGCAAAAUGGAGCAUCUGAAAAAGCUGCUGAAAGUAGAAAUGUGGAGGUCCAGCCCACUGUGGGAUUCACAACAAAACAGGAUUCCUUUCCAACAGACACAAACCAGAAGCCAGCUGUUUCCUCAACACCUCAUCCCACAUUGCCUGCCCCUGAGAAAGAACUGAAAGGAGUUAAAUUUUCAGAGGUGGCAGUGAUUUUGGACGCAGAGCCUAGAGAUGAUGACUCUGAAGGCAAUGAGUCUGGUGAUGAUGGAUCUCUCUGAUAAGAACACUCAGUGAAGAAAAUUUUUAGAAAAACCACAAUGAGACUCAUUAGAACAGCUCAGAAUUAAAUGAGCAAUAAGAAUAUGGGAAUGUAAUCCAGGUUUUAAUUCUGCUGCUGUUGCAAGGAUGUAUAAGGAGGAGGAGAAGCAAUAUGCGGGAAGGGCUG
Messenger RNA from Prinia subflava (tawny-flanked prinia), 6920 nucleotides. Its product is annotated as protocadherin Fat 4-like. Gene Ontology annotation, biological process: homophilic cell-cell adhesion. Gene Ontology annotation, cellular component: plasma membrane. Bases 1 to 6753 code for a protein of 2250 amino acids. NCBI's taxonomy places the organism in Eukaryota, Metazoa, Chordata, Aves, Passeriformes, Cisticolidae. The record is from RefSeq and is a predicted model, not a curated record. Gene Ontology annotation, molecular function: calcium ion binding. The transcript has 36 exons.